AUGGACUCGUCCCGUUCGUUUUGCGGUCUCAAGAGGCUGCUGGUCCAGUCACUCCUUUUGGCUAGCACCACGGCCGUCGCAGCUGCCCAGGAUUCGCUCGAAGAAUGUCUCGGCCAAGUCAGUGCUACCUUCGACGGCGAGCCCACCUGGGCCAAUGAGACGUCGCCGUGGCAACUGCGCAUCACGCCCAAGCCCAUCACCGUCGUCCACCCCGAGACUUCGGACGAUAUUGCCACCGCCCUUUCUUGCGCCCAGCAAUUCUCCCUGAAAGUAGCGGCCCUGAACGGCGGCCAUUCGUACGGCGCGUACGGCCUGGGCGGCAACGAUGGCGCUCUCGUCAUCAACAUGGAAAAGUUCACCGACAUCAGCUACGAUGAGGCCACCGAGACUCUGACCUACGGCGGCGGCAGCCGUGUCGGGCCAGUGGCCACAUGGCUAUGGAACAACCACGGACGCCACUUCCCGCACGUGCGAGCCAACUGGGUCGGCCUGGCCGGCUCAUCCAUCGGCGGCGGCUUCGGCACGACGUCGCGGAUGCUCGGCACGCCCAUGGACUACCUCUCCAGCGUGGAGUACAUGCUGUACAACGGCAGCAUCGUCACGGCCUCGCGCACCGAGAACCCGGACCUCUUCUGGGUCGCGCAGGGCGCCGGCUCCAGCUACGGCAUCCUGCUCUCGCUGACGACCAAGACAUGGAAGCCGGAGCACCAGCUCGUCACCAACUUCACCAUCUCGCUGCCCAGCAACACCAGCCUCGACACGGGCGUCGACGCGCUGCUCGCGAUCCAGGACUACGCCCUCACCACCGCCCCCGACACCUUCGCCAUCCGCUGGCAGCUCGGCACCGCGCCGCCCUUCUCCGGCUCCGGCUACUUCUACGGCGACCCCGCCGAGUUCGACGCCACCAUCGCGCCGCUCAUGGCCGCCCUCCCCGCCGACGCGACCCUCACGACCGCCGUCGAGAGCUUCUGGGACAUGGAGGUCAUCGCGUCCCCGGCGCUCAAUGGCUCCGCGGAUACUUUCCCGCCGCGCAACAUGUACCUGCAGGCCGUCGUGCUGCGCGCCGACCAAGGCUUCACCAGGGAAUCGGCCCGCGCGCUGUACGAGCACACGACGUUCGCGUUCAACCGCACCGACCUGACCAAGUUCGGCUUCCUGGACUUGUGGGGCGGGAGCCCCGCGAAGGCGCUGCAGGACGGCGACACGUCGUUCGCGCAUGCGGACAGCUUGUGGCUGGUGCGGUGGGAGGGAAGGCUGCAGACGGGGUUGAGCGAGUGGCCGGCGGAUGGGAUUGAGUACAUGCAGGCUGGGUUCCGGCCGUUUUUGGAUCAGCUGAAGGAGGAGGGCGUGCCGAUUCGCGGGUUUGUUAACUACCGUGAUACGGAGUUGAGCGAGGCGGAGUGGAGCGAGCGGCUGUUUGCGGAGAAUUAUCCGCGCAUGAAGGAGAUUAAGAAGGUGGUGGAUCCGCUGGGUAUGUUUACGACGAAUGAUCAGAGUAUUCCGCUGCCGUAG
Lasiodiplodia theobromae is the source of this 1512-nucleotide messenger RNA. Its product is annotated as Glucooligosaccharide oxidase. The coding region runs from base 1 to 1512 and encodes 503 amino acids. Gene Ontology annotation, molecular function: FAD binding; oxidoreductase activity. The record is from RefSeq and is a predicted model, not a curated record. NCBI's taxonomy places the organism in Eukaryota, Fungi, Ascomycota, Dothideomycetes, Botryosphaeriales, Botryosphaeriaceae. The transcript has 2 exons.